Molecule: messenger RNA, 2157 nt
Organism: Cladocopium goreaui
Lineage: Eukaryota; Dinophyceae; Suessiales; Symbiodiniaceae
Source: the annotation of a GenBank genome assembly
AUGGGAUGGUUGUCAAAGGCCUUAGCGGCCAAGUCGGAAGCCGAGAGGGCUGAGCUGAAGUCCUCGUCAGGUGACUUUCCGCGUUUUGACCGCAUCUUGGCUGCGGCGUUUUGUCGUCCAGAGCACCUCAGGUCUUCUUUUGGGGUUCGUUUCAACGCGUACUUGGAUGAAUGUGAACUGGGGGGUAGUGAAGUAAGGGGUAGGGUCAUGUUGAAUUAUGUAGCCCGCGAGUAUGACACCGACAGGAACUCUGGGGCGAUCAUGACAGCAUUAGAGCUCUACAACUUACCUGCACCUCAGGACAAUGCAUCAGCUUUGCGACAAUGGAGAGAUAAAUCAGAGCUUCAAGAACUUCUUCAAGGACCUUCCGAGGCCUCUGAACCUUCAGAAGCUGUAUCUGCGCCACGCGCGGGCGGUGAAGAGGGUGACGAGGAAGACGAAGUUUGGGUUGAUGGUUUGCCACCAAAUCAUUUGAUGACUCACUUACCCAAGAGUAACCAGUGUGAUACUUGUUUGAGGGCGAAGUUGUAUGAAGCACCUCUUAGGAGACGUGAAAACCAAAGGGAUGUGUUGAAAGAUGCUAGAUCAAGGGAAGACCCCAAGGGACCCAUGGAAAGAGUUGCAGUAGAUUUUGUCAUCGCUCAGGACUUAGUCAGUCAAACCGGUGAAAAGGUAGCAUUGGUUUCAGUAGAUAAAUAUUCAGGGAUGAUCGGUGUCCAUCCUUGUGAAGACCGGAGCUCCGAAGAAGUUGAGAAGGCCAUGAGGCACUUCUUUGGGACUAAGGCCAUCGAAACGGUUGAAGUUGGGGAUGACAGGGGAAUGGGCCCGAUUGACAGCUUAGUUCCGCCGCCCGAACUGGAAGAUAUCCAGGGCGAAAGGGACUUGGAACGGGAAGGUGACGAUGAACGGGACAAAGGACCUGUGUCAGGAAUUCCUGACGAAAGGGCGUCGGACAUUGAGGCAAGACUUUCUCGAGGUCCCGAACCUGCGCCUCGCGCGGUUGGGGUGGAGGAGGAAGCAGAGGAUCAGGGAAGUUCUGGGUACGCCGCAACUACCCCAAUUGAUUCUGAAAUCGGAGAUUUUGAGUUUGAGGACCCUGAUGCUAUUCAGAUCUCCGAGGACAAAGAUGUCCAAGAAGUUCCAGAAAUGUCUGGGGCAAUGGUUAAUUUGAAUGCCGCAACCUUAGAUGAGGAGUUCAGGCAGAGCCUCCAGGAACGGAGGGACCAAUCUCGAAAGAUGGUUUCAAGCUUCUCGGAGUUGACGGAUUUGGCUGUGGAGAAAGAGAUCCAACAGGACCCAAAGGCCAUUGAGUCCAUCAGGAAAGAGGUUGAGGACAUCAGGGCAAUGGGCGUCUGGGACGACAACAGUGUGACUGAGUACGAACAGGUGAAAAGCCAGGCCAAGAGGAACGGUGAAGAGAUUCACUUGGCUGAGGGGAUGGGACUUAAGACGAUUGAGGGUUUUCCUUCACUGUGGUGGGAUGCAACCACGCGCGUGCUGGUGGCCGCAUAUGUGGAUGACAUCGUUUGCGCAGGAAUCAGUCGCUGGUCGGUAAACCACGACAAGAUGCUUCACAGGUUGGUAAGUUACAUGAAUGCCACUGCUGACUACGGGGUUCACUGUUUUGUCAACGGCAACCCAUCGGAUAUCUCUUUCCAUCUUUACACGGAUGCAGAUUUGGGGGGUGAUGUAUGCACAAUGAAAUCUCACACUGGGAUAUUUCUUUGCAUUGAAUGCCCGAACGGAACACUCUUCCCAAUAUCUUGGUCAUCCCGUCGACAGCAAUGCGUUUCCAAAUCAACCACAGAAUCUGAAUUGGUUGCUUUGAAUGAUGGAUUAUAUGGUGACGCGCUCCCAGUUCAAACAGUUCUUCAACUGAUCUUUGAAAGGGAUAUUCCUUUGGUUCUCCACGAAGACAACCAGGCAUGCAUUCAAAUUUUGAAUGCAGGUUACAGCGCUAGAUUAAAAUCCAUGAAUCGAACGCACAAGUUGUCAAUCGCCGCGAUUUCCGAAACAAUUAAGGACCUGAAUCUCGAGCUGAGGUAUACUGUUUCUGAAGAACAGCUUGCAGACUUGUUUACUAAGGUUUUGGCCCGUGUGAAAUUCACCGAGGCACUCCGAAAGCUAAGAAUCGGACCGGCUUCUCUCACCUUUUGA